AGUGAGCGUAUGUCUGGUUGAUACCCCCCACAACGACGGCCGCGCAAGAGCAUAUCGAUGUCGCCUUCCGCAGACUUUCCAACAUAACCACCACAUCCAUGCCAUCUUCGGCCUCCUUUCAGUGUGUCACUCUCACUCUCCUCAUCCUCCCCGCCAUUGUCCUCGCUCUCUACUUUCUCACCUCUUUUCCACAUGCACCCGACGCACUUCUCGUAAAUCCGUCGCUCGCCAGCUUGCCAAAACAUAUCAGGAGCUGGCACAUCUAUCCGGAGGAUGUCUACUCCGGUGGGGCAUAUGUGAGCUUCCCCCCUGGAAGGACGCGAUACUGGCUGCUGGGUCCGGAAGAUGGGAUCAAGAUCGUGCUCAUUCAUGGUCUCAGCGUACCCUCUCUCAUAUGGAAAGAGGUUGCUCCGCACCUCGCCGAACGUGGCUUCCACGUGCUCCUCUAUGACCUCUACGGCCGCGGCUACUCGGACGCCCCACAGACAACAUACGACGUCUCGCUCUACACGACACAGCUCGCAUUGCUGCUGCAGUACAUCGGCUGGGACAGCACCAACCUCUGCGGUGUGUCUAUGGGCGGCGGAAUCGCGGCGGCCUUCGCGGUGCAGUUCCCACAUCUCGUCCAGGGCGACGUUGCGCUUAUCGCCACAACCGGCGUCGUUGACGCCGCAGAUCUGUCGCGCACCUCGCGCUUCCUGUCGUCGCCGGUCAUGCAGUUCAUCACGGCGAGCGCGCCGUUCCGGAUGUACCUUCGACACCUCGCGAGCAACGCGUCCCGGAUCGACAACGCCUGCGACGAGCUCGUGCGCAUACAGAGCGCACACCUCCCGGGAUACAACCCUGCGAUCGCGAGCAGCAUACGCGAUGGCCCGAUACGUGCACUGGCGCCGGUGUUUGCGCAGCUCGGAAGGCAGAUGCGCAAGCGUGCGAAGGGCGCGGCUGGAGGCGGGCGGGUGUUGCUCGUGUGGGGGACGCGGGACAGCGUGGUGCCGUACCAGUACGCUGCGCGCGUGCGGUCGUUGAUUGGGGACGAAAGCGCUAGCAUGGUCACGCUCGACGACGCAGGGCACGACCUCACAGUGACGCGUGGAGACGAUAUCGUCCAAGAGCUUGUGGCGUUCUUUGGGAAUGAAGGAGCAAAAGAGUAGCUCUCUCUGCCGAACGGUCCCUACACUCUUAUUCGGGAUGCAGCUUCCCAGCGCCAUGUCCAGUGGCGCUGUACUGCUGCAGGCCCAGCUUCGGCGUGAACGUAGUCGCCGACCUCUCAUCUUGCAUAUUGCCAUCGCGAUAUCGCGCGUCCUGCUUAUGCCCACCCAGUUCGCUGUCUGGACUCGCAGGAAGGUUGUUGCACAACGGACAUCCCACACUUGAAGCCCUCCGAUUCAUGAACGCACCUUUCCUUGCUCCUGCAUUCAUAUCUUAGAGUAGACGCACAAUAGUCUUCCCGCACAUUCACCGGAUAUCUUAUACCCGUCUGCUGCUGUCGUCUCGUAUAUCGCUUUGUGUCCGUACGUUUUGUAAUCUCCGUGUUGAUCGAUGAUCUCUGAAGCUGCCUGAGUUGUUGUUCUAGCUGUAUGCCACUGCCGUGUGUAUAUUCUCUUAAAUAUGGCUCGAGGUCUUAGUAUCUGAAUGUUUGCUUCCAGGAUUAUGACGAAUGCAUUGGCCCUGGCAACCUAUUUUGUUUGCCUUCGUGCAUUGUGUUGCUCGCUUGCACAAUAUCGUCAGUGUCCUGUACAAUAUCGCUAAUAUCUCUCGAGACUUGAACUUUUGAAGCGUGAGAUGCUGCG
Molecule: messenger RNA, 1790 nt
Organism: Phanerochaete carnosa HHB-10118-sp
Lineage: Eukaryota; Fungi; Basidiomycota; Agaricomycetes; Polyporales; Phanerochaetaceae
Exons: 2
Coding region: 99-1151 (350 amino acids)
Source: RefSeq, a predicted model, not a curated record